Messenger RNA from Dibothriocephalus latus, 1147 nucleotides. The record is from the annotation of a GenBank genome assembly. NCBI's taxonomy places the organism in Eukaryota, Metazoa, Platyhelminthes, Cestoda, Diphyllobothriidea, Diphyllobothriidae.
GUUUGAUGGAGUGACAAAAAAUUAUAAAUUGUACUAUGACGAAAAGUCGCAUUUGCAUUAUGUUGGAGAGAAAAAGUUUGAUUCAGUUGACCUUCUUGUCGCCGACGGACUUAUUUACUUCUAUAUUGAGACCAGAGGGGCGGACGUUUUACAAAAACUUUCUGAGGCUAGCAAUUACGAGUACUCUCCAUACUAUCAGACAAGGUACCACACAAUUAACAGUCAAUCACACGUACCGAAACCCUCCACAAAAGCCCCCGUAGGUGCGAUCACCGAAAUCUAUCCAGAUGCAGCGCCUUUGGCAGCUCUCUCUUGUCUGGGCAUUUCCAAACAUUCCCGCCUUGGUGCUUCCAGGAGCCAAACUGUAGUUACCAAUCGUCGGCAGUCGGUCGACGUAGAUCUCUACCGUUCGCAGUCCGAGUCAAACCACAGUCACAAUCAGCCCUUUCUGUCGCCUGUCCGUCACCCCUUGCAACAUUCGGCGGAUGAUGCAGGCAAGCAGAUACUCCUGACACGAGACUCUGCUCUUCCUCCCUCUACCUAUACUGACACAGAUGAGGUCUCCCAAAAAUCCUUUAUAUCUGACUCCUUCUCCAACACCGAUCUCUCGAUUCGAGCGCUGACGCCUACAGCCACUUCUGAACGUUGCCUCACUGACGCGUGCACCGGCUUAAGCAACUCUUCGUCCGCAAUCCCCGCUCACAGUACAGGCUCUCCAAGCAAGGUGGCUGAACCGGCUUCUGUGAACAAGAAGGCUAGCAAACCAUUGAUUCCAUGGCAGGGUCAGAGUGACAAGAUGGAGGAAGCUGUUAUCUCUAAAGCAGACAACGAGGCCAGUGAGUACGCCGACGUCUCUGCGGACAGGCAGUCCGACGAGAGUCCCAUGCAUUCUUCCAGAAGCUGCGUCAACACCUCGAACGCAGAGUCGUCUCAUCGUGCCUUAGCAGCCACCCUACCAGCGGGGACGUUUGCUGGCAGUGGCCUCCAGCUCAACGGAACCUCUAGUAGCAGUCCCUCUACGGGCAGACGGACUCCCCUGACCACUGCGGCCGCAUCCGAGGCCCUGAACCCUCGAAGUGUAGCACUCAGGUCUGCCACAUCCAACACAUUCCAGCGUUCCAGACGGUUUCAGCGCCAGCAGCUUGAA